Molecule: messenger RNA, 3881 nt
Organism: Nerophis lumbriciformis (worm pipefish)
Lineage: Eukaryota; Metazoa; Chordata; Actinopteri; Syngnathiformes; Syngnathidae
Gene: fgfr4
Product: fibroblast growth factor receptor 4
Biological process (GO): regulation of bile acid biosynthetic process; cell surface receptor protein tyrosine kinase signaling pathway; positive regulation of kinase activity
Cellular component (GO): signaling receptor complex; plasma membrane
Molecular function (GO): ATP binding; fibroblast growth factor receptor activity; fibroblast growth factor binding
Source: RefSeq, a predicted model, not a curated record
UUGGAGUGGAGCUGCCCCACGGACACACUCACUCACACGCGCGAGUCUCAGGGGGAGAACCGGCGCCGAAUCCCCGGACCCGAGCUCCCACGCUGCGUGGGCUCCACGUGUGCACGGAGCUAAAAAAAAAAAAACAACAACCUCCCCGUGGAGCAAAAAAGUGACGCCAGAAGAAGAAAGCGGUGCGCGUAAAAAAGGAGCCAAAAAGUUGCGCGCCAGCCGAGGGGGGCGGACUGACCGCGACUCGGACCCGCAGUCACGGCCCGCAAGGACGGAUGUAGAAGCCGAUGAAGACCCUCAGCCGGUUCUGCUUCUGAUGGAUCUAUAGAGGACGCGCGACUACACACUUUUUGGGACUCCCGUCAAAAUGCGGAUUUUAAUCCUCGGCCGCCGGCAUCAGAAGUGACAACACGAAGGACUUUAAAGAGGAACAUCUUCAUCUUCAUCGUCAGGGACAAGAUGUCCGACGUCUGCACGCUCUGUCUGCUGCUGCUCUGCUGCUCGGGCUCGGCGUGGAGCGGCGCCCACCACGGAGGAGCCGGAAUGAAAGAUCUCCGAGCCUCCAAGCCUCUGAUCGCGCCUGGAUACCCAGAAAACGUCACGGCGCUGGUUUACAGUCAGGCGACGCUGGUGUGUAAAGUCCAUCGGCCGGCGUCCACCAAAGUGCAGUGGCUGAAAGCGGAGCUGGCAGGGCCGGGAGGAGGUCCACACUUCAGAGCUCUCACGGCAUUGCAGAGCAACGCCUCGAAGGUGAACACCCUGCAUCUGUCCAACAUCAGUCGGGAGGAUGGCGGCGAGUACAUCUGCAUGGCGGAGAGAACGCACGGCGGGAAAACUGUGCAAGCCAUGCAGUCGGCGUGGCUGGAAGUCCUUCCAGGAACCAUCCUUGCCUCAGACGUUCGUGAGGACCCCAGCAAGGAGACGGCAGAAAAUCUCUUCGUAGACUUUGGUAACGUCCUGAACCUGCGCUGCGAUGCCAGCGUUCGGCCCGGCAUGGCGGUUGUCUGGUACAAGGAGGGAAGCCGGUUGGCGGCCACACCCCGGACCCACAUCCAUGGCGCCGUCAUCGAGAUCAAAGACGUUACGGAGGAGGAUUCGGGGGUUUAUAUGUGCGUUCUUCGUGGAACUCGAGAAGUUUUGAGGAACUUUACCAUCACGGUGACCGACUCGUUGGGCUCGGGGGACGACGACGAGGACAACGGCUUGGAGGACUCAUCAUCGGAGGUGGAAAACGACCAAGUUUACAUUUCCAGAGGUCCCUACUGGACCCACACCCAGCGUAUGGAGAAGAAGCUUUAUGCCGUCCCGGCGGGCAACACGGUGAAGUUCCGCUGCCCGGCCAUGGGCAGCCCUGUGCCCACCAUUCGUUGGCUGAAAAACGGGCGGGACUUUCGAGGAGAGCACCGCAUUGGAGGCAUCAAGCUGCGACAUCAGCACUGGAGCCUGGUGAUGGAGAGCGUCGUGCCGUCAGACCGAGGAAACUACACCUGCGUGGUGGACAACAAACAUGGCUCCAUCACUCACAGCUACGUCCUCGACGUCCUGGAGCGCUCCCCCCACAGGCCCAUCCUGCAGGCAGGUCUACCCGCCAACACCACCGCUGUGGUGGGCAGCGACGUCCAGUUCCACUGUAAAGUCUACAGCGACGCUCAGCCGCACAUUCAGUGGCUCAAACACAUCGUGAGGAACGGCAGCCGAUACGGUGCCGACGGGACGCCGUACGUGCAGGUUCUCAAGACGGGCAGUUUGAACAUGACAGAGGUGGAGGUCCUCUACCUGUCCAAGAUCACCAUGGAGGACGCGGGAGAGUACACCUGCCUUGCCGGGAACUCCAUCGGCUACGCCCACCAGUCGGCUUGGCUCAUUGUCCUCUCCGAGGAAGAAGCCUCAGACUCCAUGGACACAAUGGAGACCAAGUACACCGACAUCAUCAUCUAUGCCUGUGGCUUCCUGGCGCUGAUCAUGGCCACCGUCAUCGUGGUUUUAUGUCGGAUGCAAGUCCACCCGAGGCGAGAGCCUUUUGAUGUCCUGCCGGUUCAGAAGCUUUCCAAGUUCCCGCUGCGCAGACAGUACUCUGUGGACUCCAACUCGUCAGGGAAGUCCAGCGCGUCUUUAAUGAGAGUGGCUCGUCUUUCCUCCAGCUGCUCUCCCAUGCUUGCUGGAGUGAUGGAGUUUGAAUUGCCCUACGAUCCGGACUGGGAGUUCCUCAGGGACAACCUAACUCUGGGGAAGCCUCUGGGCGAAGGCUGCUUCGGCCAAGUGGUUAGAGCCGAGGCCUACGGCAUCAACAAGGACUCUCCAGACCAAGCCACCACUGUGGCGGUUAAGAUGCUCAAAGACGACGCUACAGACAAAGAUCUUGCGGACCUGAUCUCGGAGAUGGAGCUGAUGAAGGUGAUGGACAAACACAAGAACAUAAUCAACCUGCUGGGAGUCUGCACUCAGGACGGGCCCCUGUAUGUACUGGUGGAGUACGCCUCCAAAGGCAGUCUGAGGGAGUACCUGAGGGCGCGGCGGCCUCCCGGCAUGGACUACACUUUCGAUGUGACCAAAGUGCCCGAGGAGCAGCUCACCUUCAAGGACCUGUUGUCCUGCGCCUACCAGGUGGCCCGAGGAAUGGAGUACCUGGCCUCCAAACGGUGCAUCCACAGAGAUUUGGCAGCCAGGAACGUUCUGGUGACCGAGGACAACGUCAUGAAGAUCGCCGAUUUCGGUCUGGCCAGAGGCGUCCACCAGAUCGACUACUACAAGAAAACCACCAACGGACGGUUGCCCGUCAAGUGGAUGGCGCCCGAGGCCUUGUUUGACCGAGUCUACACGCACCAGAGCGAUGUUUGGUCGUUUGGCGUCCUCAUGUGGGAGAUCUUCACGCUGGGCGGGUCGCCGUACCCCGGCAUCCCCGUCGAGGAGCUCUUUAAGCUGCUGAAGGAAGGACACCGCAUGGACAAACCCUCCAACUGCACACAUGAACUCUACAUGAUGAUGCGCGAGUGCUGGCAUGCCGUUCCCACCCAGAGGCCCACCUUCAAACAGCUGGUGGAGGAACUGGACAAAGUGCUGCUGUCCGUCUCGGACGAGUACUUGGACCUGUCCACGCCCUUCGAGCAGUACUCGCCGUCCUGCGAGGACACGUCCGGCUCCUGUUCCUCGGACAACGACUCGGUCUUCACCCACGAUGCCAUGUCCGGCGAGCCCUGCCUGCUGGACUACCAGGACACCAAGACGGCGCCGAGAUAGACGGACAAAAGUUGUCGUUUUUUUUUGUUUUUUUCUAAGAAAAAGAAAACCCUUCUCGGACCUGAAGAGGACGCCGACAGGACCAGGACCAAAACCAAGGACGCCUUCGCCAACCCUGGGGGGAAAAAAUGGAUUUAUUUUGCUACGUUGGAAAGUUGCUCAUGCUAAAAAAUAUCUCUAUAUUAUAAGAUUAUUUUACUUUUGUCUCGCUUAUUUAAAAAGAAAAACAACUCAGGAACUCAGAAGGACUUUUCUGUUGUCAUUUCCUGUUGUUAUAUAUUAGAAUAUUACCGGCGCUAAAAGACGUAAAUUAUUUUCUAUGCCGCGAAAAAAAAUGUGUGAAAAGUUCGAGACCGAAACCACAACAUUUCUUAUAAGGUCCCUGUCAGGUUCAAACACUGAUGACAUCUAUUAAACGAGACAAGAAGCAAGGAAUUAAACAGAGACAGAAUUUAAAAAUUUGGCUCAAUUUGAGGAGAAACGUCUGGGCUGUACUCUUGUACAGUCUCCAGCACGCUCUGGCGAAAGAUUGUACGCCACCUCUUUUUAUUUUGGACUUUCCCUUUUUUUUUUUUGCAGUUUUAAAUUUUUUUAAAAUAUAAUUAAAAUUGCAAUCUUUAUUUCGUGUAUUUUUGUUGUUUUUA